AUGGCGAGACCAAUCUUACAGCAACGCUCUCUCGCCUCCACUGCAACGGCAUUUCUCUAUCUCCGAUCAAUCUCCACAGCCGCCGUUGUUGCGGCCCCAAACCCUACUUCCACCGUGCCUCUUCCAUCACCACCACAAAGCUUCAACCUCAGAACGAGAACUCCACUAGAGAAGCAAUUCGAGACAUGGCUCGAAAAGCUCAAACCCGGAUUCACCCCAUACGACGUGGACGAAGCCUUGCGUGCCCAAUCCGACGCAGACCUAGCUUUCGAUAUCUUCCGGUGGACCGGCCAACAACGUGGCUACAAGCACAAUAGCACCACCUACCUCACCAUGGUUCAAAUCGCGGUCUCCGGUAAGCGUUACUACCACGCCGAAACCCUAGUUGAAGAAAUUGUCGCAGGCGCGUGCUCUGGAAGCGUUCCUCUCUAUAAUUCCGUUAUCAAAUUCUGCUGUGGUCGUAAGUUUUUAUUCAAUCGCGCGUUUGAUGUUUACAAAAAAAUGUUGAAUCACGAAGACACAAAACCGAAUCUAGAAACGUAUAAACUUUUAUUAGAUUCUCUUCUCAGACGAUUCAAUAACGUGAAUGUGUGUCAUGUGUAUUUACGUGGAGUGAAAUCGUUAUCGAAACAAAUGAAAGCUUCAGGGGUGAUUCCUGAUACGUUUGCAAUGAAUAUGAUCAUCAAAGCACACGCCAAAUGUCACGAACUUGAACAAGCAAUUAGGGUUUUUCGUGAGAUGACAUUGUAUGGAAAUCAACCGAAUCUGUAUACAUAUUGUUAUUUGAUCCAUGGAUUAUGCGAAAAGGGGAGAGUGGAUGAGGGUUUAGGGUUUUAUAAAGAGAUGAGAGAAAAGGAGUUGUUGCCAAAAGGGAGCACUUUUAUGAUUCUGAUCUGUAGCCUUGCAAUGGAACAAAGGUUCAAAGAUUCAAUUCGUGUCAUCAAUGAUAUGCUGGAUAAUUCAAUGGCACCUGAUUUGUUGACUUAUAAGACUCUUCUUGAAGGGUUGUGUAGGGAAGUGACAAAAUCUUGA
Lactuca saligna is the source of this 1032-nucleotide messenger RNA. The record is from the annotation of a GenBank genome assembly. NCBI's taxonomy places the organism in Eukaryota, Viridiplantae, Streptophyta, Magnoliopsida, Asterales, Asteraceae.